GCGCCUGGGUCGUCAUUGCUAUGGUAACCACAUGUUUCUCUGUCUUCAACCCGUGACCAGUCGGUGUAUUUUGUUGAGUUCACGAAUCUAAGAAGAUCAACAAUGCCUGUUUCUCCAGAGCAGCAGGCAGAAGAUGCCAAAACAUCAACCAGUCCCGGAAACCCAGUUUUUACCUGCGUGAUUACUCCACAAGCAAAAGAUCUGAUGUCUGCAGGAACAAAGCUCGAAAGCAUCAUGUAUAAGACCACAUCCGCCGACUACGGUCGCCUCCCUCCAACCUUUGAAAGCUCUCCGUGCACUUUCCACCCCAAAUCACAAAGGUUCACCGAAGUGCUGAGGAAGACCGGGAUGUAUCGGAACUACUCCUUUAAUACAUCCCUGGACCGCAGCAGGGUGUGUGACUGCUUUGCAGGACAUGUCUUUUGAGAAAAAAAAAAAAGCAUAAAUCUCAAAUGUAACGACUGCAGUAUUCAAUAUCUGCACAUGUGUGAAAUUAAAUGACAUUGUUUAGCA
This is a messenger RNA of Maylandia zebra (zebra mbuna), 513 nucleotides long. RefSeq names its product piercer of microtubule wall 1 (gene pierce1). Gene Ontology annotation, biological process: axoneme assembly. The record is from RefSeq and is a predicted model, not a curated record. NCBI's taxonomy places the organism in Eukaryota, Metazoa, Chordata, Actinopteri, Cichliformes, Cichlidae. Gene Ontology annotation, cellular component: axonemal microtubule.